Molecule: messenger RNA, 1905 nt
Organism: Arachis duranensis
Lineage: Eukaryota; Viridiplantae; Streptophyta; Magnoliopsida; Fabales; Fabaceae
Product: phosphatidylinositol N-acetylglucosaminyltransferase subunit C
Exons: 5
Coding region: 787-1701 (304 amino acids)
Biological process (GO): GPI anchor biosynthetic process
Cellular component (GO): glycosylphosphatidylinositol-N-acetylglucosaminyltransferase (GPI-GnT) complex; membrane
Source: RefSeq, a predicted model, not a curated record
CCUUCCUCCAAUCAUUCAUUCAUUCAUCCAUGUUCUGGAGAACUCUGAAUGAAAGAAACCCUAGCCGUGUAGCCCUCCGCCUAGCCCUCCAUCGUCGCCGCCUAACCCAGGUCCUCAGCGCCGCCGCCGUCCCAGCUCCUCAGCACCGCCGCUUUUUCCUCUUCCCCGUGUCCAGAACCCAGAAACUCGGCAGGUUCUCUUCGGCUCUUCAUCUUCGCUGGCUUCUCGGCACGGACCCAGACUGCUCAGAAGAAAAACACUUCUCCGUUCCGAUUUCCUUCCUUCGAGUUUAGAGAGCAGAAGCUCAACCAAGAAAAAAACCCGAGACUUCGAAGGUGCCCUUUGUUGAAAUCUUUACCAUUUUGCAAGGAUAAGGAAACAAACUUAAGAUCCAUGUGGAAUGAGUUCAGGUGGAGACACAAAGCUCAAUCCAAGAUAUAUUUCUACCCUCGAAUGAGCUUACAUCAGCUAGCAAGCUGAAAGUGAUCUUUGCCAACUCAACGGUGGUGACGCCCGAGUGAUGGUUGCCAAUUGAAUUAACGCAUUUCAUUCCCUCUUUUCUCGUCUCUCCCUCUGGGUUUUGACAUGUAAAUCUGCAAGCUUGAAAACACAAGAGAGUGUGUGAAUAAACUAUGAUUGUCUUACCUUACUGAUUGUAUAAGCCCCAAAGUGGCAUCAUGUCUGGGGAGCAAGAUUUAAGCACAUAAUAGAAGUUGGAGAAGUGUUUUCAUAUGAUAGAUUAGAGACUUGAGGCAACAUUUGAAGAAAAUUGGGUAGCUUCUUGUGAUGGAUCAUCACUUGGCUAGUGAUUCUCCGCAGGUUCGUCCUAGAUGGAGGAAAGUAGCAUAUGGCGGUAUGCAACCUGGUUUUGAUGACAAUCAUACCGAUGAAUCUUUCCUUGAAGGAAUGGUCAUGAAUGCCAAUGUUGUAAGAAGGGACAUGCUAAAGGUGAUGUUAGACUCUGUUUCCAUUUCUGAAUACUUAUGCAUUGUAGCUCUUGUUGUCUUAGUAUGGACCUACACACUAGAAUCAACCAUUGAUGAGAAUCGUCUUCUGUGCAUAGAUGUUAGUCUUCUAGUUUUGGGUUUCUUGAUUCUCCUUUUCACUCAGGAAAAGAUUUCCCUUAGCAUCCUUGUUCAUCAUUAUUUCCUCAAUAUCUCGUUUUUCAUAAUGGGAUUAUAUGUUUUGGCACCCAUCUACCAAACCCUUACAAGAUCGAUCAGUUCUGAUUCCAUUUGGGCGUUAACCGUAUCGCUUCUCGUGAUUCACCUUUUCCUGCAUGACUAUUCGGAAUCAACUGUCAAUGCACCGGGAGCUCUCAAAAAUCCUGCAUUGACCAGUUGCAUCUCUGUAAAUGCUUCUGUAGUUGCCUCUGUAUUCAUUGCUUCUCGCCUUCCGUCGAGACUACAUGUUUUUGCCAUCAUGCUAUUCUCCUUGCAAGUUUUCCUAUUUGGUCCCCUGGUUACUUACUGCAUUAAGAAAUAUUCGUUCCGUUUACACCUGUGUUUUUCGAUCAGUUUGAUGGUUGUGACAUUAAGUUUCGUGUACAUGCUGCAUUGCUUACUUUUCGUGUUGUUGCUUAGUUUGCUGGUUUUUGUCAAUGUGGUCUGCCCUUAUUGGCUUAUACGGAUCCAGGAGUACAAGUUUGAGAUCAAUGGACCUUGGGAUGAGGCUAAGCUUUGUUUUGCUAUUACAGAUUGAGAUAAAAACAAAGCAAUUUUGAGUAGUUUUCUGGGGUUCAUGUGAAUGUAAUCUUCUUAUUUGCUGAUUAUGGUCCUAGAUGCAAAUUUUGUAAUGCAUGGGGCCAUGGAGUUACCCUAAGUUUUUUGUGUCCUUCAUAAUUACAGAAUGAAACUAUAGUGAAAGUUUUAUGUGAACAAGUUUUUGAAAAUUAGUUUCACCUAA